AUGUAACUUAUCUGUGUUGUUAUUCCAGGUGCAUAUCGUCCAUGUUCCAGUGUGAUGGGGAAGUCGACUGUGCACAAUCGGAGGACGAAACGAGAUGCAAUUACAUUUUACCAAAGUUCACCAAGAGUGAAAAUGUAUCAACGACAGCUGUGAUCCGACAGACAUAUGGUACUAUUCCUGUAGAACUUUGUGCUAAAUUUUGCUUUGAGGAAAAGAAAUUCACAUGUAACUUAUUUUCAUAUCGAAAAGCGUGGAAAUACUGCUAUUUAUCUUCAAAAGAAAAUCAAGUCAGCAGCUGGACCUCUAAUUCUGACUACGAUACAUAUGCACUAGGACCAACAUGAUCAGCGCAGUACACUAUAACACAAAGAUAACGAGCCUUACAACCAGCCAUGCACCGAAAGAUAUCCGGUCACGUCCAGGCAAAUAAGCUUCGGUUAUAUUUUUUUUAAAUAUUGACCCUGUUGAUGUAAUCUGUAAAGUGAGAAGUCGAUGCUGUUUCAUUUCGUACCAACAUGUUGUGAAAGAAGUUACACACGGGAACUUUUACGGAUGUGAAUAAUUGUAUUUGUACACAGUCUUGUUACAUAAAUAACUUUGCAAUAGAAACAAAGUUUGAUGUUUGUUGAUGAGUUUAGAACUUAAUAAGUAUAUUCUGGGCAUUUACGCAAAGGCUCCUGCUGUUAAAAUGAAUGUAAAGGGUGUGAACAGGACAUGUCGUACCAUAAUCACUUAAACAACUGUUUAUCAAUGCAAGCAAGUGU
Molecule: messenger RNA, 764 nt
Organism: Mizuhopecten yessoensis (Yesso scallop)
Lineage: Eukaryota; Metazoa; Mollusca; Bivalvia; Pectinida; Pectinidae
Exons: 3
Coding region: 42-344 (100 amino acids)
Source: RefSeq, a predicted model, not a curated record